Linderina pennispora is the source of this 969-nucleotide messenger RNA. RefSeq lists its product as uncharacterized. NCBI's taxonomy places the organism in Eukaryota, Fungi, Kickxellomycota, Kickxellomycetes, Kickxellales, Kickxellaceae. Bases 121 to 840 code for a protein of 239 amino acids. The record is from RefSeq and is a predicted model, not a curated record. The transcript is spliced from 2 exons.
GAGAAGGCCCGCAUUGCCGAUCGCCUGCGGUUCUUGACUUCCGAGUACUCAAUCAGCAGUGCUCAGGCCCAGCAGCAGACAGGUGGCAGCGGUGGUCGCGGCAGCGGCGCUGCCGGCGAGAUGUCGUCGGUGUCCCCCAUCAACAGCCAUGGCCGCAACUCGAAUGUGCCCCCGUCGCAGCGUCUUGCUGAUACUGUCGCUUCGGUGCUAGCCCACUCGCAACCGAAACUACCCACCACGCUGCCACCCGCCUCCCAUCGCGCCUCGAACUCGGUAUCUCAGGACAUGCCGCCAGCCACGCUGGGAUACCCGUACAUGCAGCAGGGGAAUGGUGCUGCUGGCAACCCGUCCACAGCAGCAAUGAGCUUCCCGGCCGCGUCGCUGAUGAAUCCGAUGGGCGGUAGCGUGGUUCCUCCACCAGCUGGUUUUGGUGGCAUGGUUGCACCGACUGCCCAGCAACAAGAGAGCCUCCUAGCUGCCUAUUACCAGCAGCAGCAGCAGCAGCACCAGCAGCAGCGUCGUCGGCAAUACCGUUCUAUCCGUUUGGUGCUGCUCAGCAGCCGCAGCCACCUCAGCAGCAGUCGCAGCAAUCGUCCGCUGGCGACCAGUAGACUGCACAUAGGUGGUUUGCUGGUCCCCUCAAGUGAUGAAGUAUUUUAUCGUUGUGUUGAUACCCGCUUCGCUCACCAAAAUUUUUUUACGAGCGCCCUCUUAUUUUUUUCUUUCGCAGUAUUUUUUCCUUGCAAAUAUUUAUUCUCACAGGCUUCCUCAAUUCGCAGCAAUGACAUUGACAGGGACAGACGACAGCAUGACCCUGGAGCAGCUCGAAAGCAUUUGUAGAGCGGUACUCAACCAGCACUGCCAUCGUUGCUCAGGAGGACCCCCCUGCGGUGAGCACUGAGGACUUGGUGGCCCUGCUGUCGCAGGCAAUACAACAAAGCGAGCAGCAGCCAGCAACGAAGCGUGAGG